Molecule: messenger RNA, 2438 nt
Organism: Dermacentor silvarum
Lineage: Eukaryota; Metazoa; Arthropoda; Arachnida; Ixodida; Ixodidae
Product: O-acyltransferase like protein-like
Exons: 15
Coding region: 230-2416 (728 amino acids)
Molecular function (GO): acyltransferase activity, transferring groups other than amino-acyl groups
Source: RefSeq, a predicted model, not a curated record
CGACAGCGUGGCGCCUUCGCGGCGGCGUCUGCGAACAACCUGCUCCGCCAAGCCGCUGUGGGCGUCCCUGCCGCGAGACAGCUCUGUGCACGAACAUUCUGAGCGAGUGACAUCAGCAACACGACAGUUUGGCCAGCUGACUGCUCUGCCAGCAAACCUGUCGGCACUUUCAAUCUUUCAACAUCCCUCACCACACGUACCGCGGAACAAUAAGCUUAAAGGGCUCUCAAUGUGUGGGCGGUUCUGGUUCGUUUUGGUGGCGUCGUUCUGCUUCGGCGUCCUCGUGUCAACGUCGACGCACAAUGGCGACGCGGCGCUGGCUGGAGAUUCAGGCGGGAGCGCGACCGCGUCUUCCGUUUCACCGGCGAGCCCCAAAGAGAACAUUGCAGCCACCAUUCGUCGCUUCGUGAGCAGCCUGGCGCACAAAAUGCCACCAUGGGUCAAGCAGAAGUUGAUCGAGGUGCCCGUGUCCAUGCAGUGCUCGCUGGCCCUGUUCAAGAUGCUUCGCGGACUCUCGGACCUGGAACCCUGGGCAAUGCGCAUGUUCGACUCCACCGGCAAGAUGCCGACCGGAGUGUUCACGGGAACGGUCAGCGAACUGGGAUCCUUCGACGAGUGCCUUGCAACCGUUGUGAGAGACGACUCGGGCAGAGAAUUGGUCCGAGCCCAGUACUGCAGCCUCUACAUCCGCAUGGACAACGACACCUCGCUCGGCGAAAUUCUCCUGCCAGGACUGCUCAUGACGCACAGAAAAGCCCCUGUGCUCAUGGCUUACCAGAAGAACCCGAUCGUUCCCGGCUUUCGCUGGGGCAUCUGCGUCAUCUCAGAAUGCCAAGAAGAGGAGCUGCAAGCAGUCGCUCGCUCCCUCAUUGGUGACGCGGUGACUGUAAAUGUGAAAGACUGCGUGACGGACAUCACGCCGCCGCUCACCACAUCGCAGAUCGUCAUCGUGACUAUCCUGGCGACCAUUCUCAGCCUCAUGGUGGCCGCUUCUUUUGUGGACGCAUACGCGACCGAUGAUGUAAAGAAGAACGUGGCGGUGAAUGUCCUGAUGUGCUUCUCCAUGCCGGCCAACCUGAGGCUGCUGGCGUCCACGCCCGAGAAGACGUCCAACGCUUACAACCUGCGCUUCAUGCACGGCGUCCGUGCCUUCAGCAUCUACUACAUCGUCUAUGGGCACUCUGCAUCGGAGCUGGCGUUUACCACAUCUGGGUCUUUGAAUAUCCUGGGGUACAUGGAUCGGUACGACUCGACUCUGACGGCAGCUUCCUUCAUGUCUGUGGACAAUUUCUUCUUCUUGAGUGGGUACCUGCUGUUUUACACACUCAGCGGCGUCAAGAACGGAAGAGGAAUCGUAGCAGUCAUUAUCAUCGCGGUUCGACGUUGGUACAGGCUUGUGUUGCCCCUGGUGUUCGUGGCAUGCUGCUUCUCGCUGCUGCCCCUGUUUGCUACGGGACCAACCACUUCGUUGGUUUACGACAAGUUCUACGAAGACGUCUCCAACUACUGGUGGGCUCUCUUGUUCAACAUCCGCAACAUGUAUGAAGAGCUCACACUCGGAAUCAACGCCUAUACCUGGUACAUCUCGGCAGACUACCAGCUCUUUCUUGCGGCUCUCCUUGUUUACCAGCUGGCUGGAACACGUGCAAUCAUAGGCGCACUGGCAGUGCUGUCAAUCGCAUGUAGCUCCUUCACUGCAUGGCAGAUGCACGGCAGUAGGUACUCGCCAGUUAUCGUUCAGCUGACAGAGACGUACGAUGACUACUUGAAUAUGUUGACCAACGUCUACAUGCUUCCUACAUACCACGCCGCCUGCUUCUUUGGCGGUUGCAUUACGUUCUACGUGGUUGAAAAGUUCAAGAACGAAAAGAUUUCAAAGGCAGUCCAGGUGAUGCUGUGGGCCAUGGUCAUCGGCUUGAGCGCGGCCUGCGUGCUUUACCGUUUCGAGUGGACACGCGGUACAAGGCACAGCGAGCUGGCAAAGGUGUCGCUGGCCUUUUGGGAUCGAAUACUAUGGGCUUUAUCCCUGGCAGUGUUCACUUUCCUCCUUGCUACCAGAAGAGGAGGUUUUCUACAAAAGACGCUGUCGGCUGCUCCACUGGCGGUGCUGAGUAGGCUUUCCUACGGCAUCUACCUCGUCCACUUCCCGUUCUACUUUCUGUGGAAGAGCGCGGUGAGGGAGAAGUUGUACUUCAGCACGUUCAAUUUGUUCUCCCAGAGUGUGUCAGUGUUUGUCUGGAGUGGUAUGCUUGCGCUGGUCAUGUUCCUGGCCUGCGAGGCUCCCGUUGGUCGCCUGGACAAGAUCAUGUGGGGCAAGUCGCCACAGAAAAAGAAAGAAGAGCAAAUCAACGGAGGACACGACCUGGAGCUCCCCACACACCACAGUGAAGCACCGCAAGAGAUGCAUCAGCAGUGAAUAAAAGAGAAAUAACGCCCAC